GCCUGUGAUGCAGGACGAUGCCCCGGAGCCCUGGGUCCAGCGAGGAGGAGAGGGUCUCGGAGUAUCCCGAGGGGGAAUCAGACUCCGAAAGCUCCCGCGACGGCCCCCCCGGCGUUAGCCCUGGCCCCCUGGACCGCAGGACCCAGGGGCCCCCCAUGUCGGUGCCCGACGACGCCCGCUUCAGUAUGAUGGUCUUUCGGAUCGGCAUCCCCGACCUGCACCAGACGAAAUGCCUGCGUUUCAACCCCGACGCGGCCAUCUGGGUGGCCAAGCAGCAGAUCCUCUGCACUCUGAACGAGAGCCUGAAGGACGUGCUGAACUACGGGCUCUUCCAACCGGCCACCAAUGGGCGGGACGCCAAGUUCCUGGACGAGGAGCGGCUGCUGCGUGACUACCCCCAGAGCUUCGAGAAGGGCGUGCCCUACCUCGAGUUCCGCUACAAGACCCGGGUUUACAAACAGACCAACCUGGAUGAGAAGCAGCUGGCGAAAUUGCACACCAAGACUGGCCUGAAGAAGUUCCUGGAGUACGUGCAGCACGGGGCAGCGGAGAAGGUGGCGCGGCUUCUGGACAAGGGCCUAGACCCCAACUACCACGACUCAGACACGGGGGAGACCCCCCUGACGCUGGCAGCCCAGCUAGAGGGGACUGUCGACGUGAUCCGGCUGCUGUGCCUCGGGGGUGCGCACAUUGAUUUCCGGGCACGGGACGGAGCCACCGCGCUGCACCGGGCAGUGUGCACCCGGCGCUACGCGGCCCUGACGGCGUUGCUGGACCUUGGGGGCUCCCCCAACUACAAGGACCGUCGGGGCCUCACCCCCCUGUACCACACAGCCAUGGUGGGGGGUGACCCACGCUGCUGCGAGCUGCUGCUCUACAACCAAGCCCACAUCGGCACCAUGGACGAGAAUGGCUGGCAGGAGAUCCACCAGGCCUGCCAGCACGGGCACUCCCAGCAUCUAGAACAUCUGCUCUUCUACGGGGCCGAGCCGGGAGCCCAGAACGCCUCCGGGAACACGGCGCUGCACAUUUGUGCCCUCUACAACAAGGAAAGCUGCGCCCGGAUCCUGCUCUACCGGGGGGCCAACAAAGAGAUUAAGAACAACAGUGGCCAGACGCCUUUCCAGGUGGCUGUGAUUGCUGGGAACUUUGAGCUGGGGGAGCUGAUCAAGAACCACCGGGACGCUGAUGUGGUCCCGUUCCAGGAGUCCCCGCAGUACGCAGCCCGGCGCCGAGACGGGGGGCGCAGUCUGGGGGUCCCCCACCUCCUCCUCCGGGCCAACAGUGACACCAGCAUGAACGUGCCAGACUGGAUGCUGUACGGCUCCCCUGCCGCACCCCCGCCGCCGGCCACGGUGGCUGUGCAGGCCCCAAAGAUCGCCACGGGGACCCUGCGCAGCGCCAGCAGCCCCCGCGGUGCCCGCACCCGCUCCCCCUCCCGCGGGCGCCACCCUGAGGAUGGCAAGAGGCAGCAGCGUGGACGCCCCAGUUCUAGCGGUUUCCCCAGGGACUCGGCAGCGGGUGGGACCCUGAACAGCCGGGGAAUGAAGCGGAAGCUUUACUCAGCCGUGCCGGGCCGAACCUUCAUGGCCAUGAAACCCUAUCAGGCCCAGGCGGAGGGCGAGCUGUCCCUCAGCAAGGGCGAGAAGAUCAAGGUGCUGAGCGUGGGCGAAGGCGGGUUCUGGGAGGGGCAGGUGAAGGGCCGGGUCGGCUGGUUCCCCUCGGACUGCGUGGAGGAGGUGCAGACCAAGUCCCAGGAUGGAAAGCAAGAGAGCCGGAGCGACAAGGCCAAGCGCCUCUUCCGACACUACACGGUGGGGUCCUAUGACAGCUUUGACGCCCCCAGUGACUACAUCAUUAAGGAGAAGACGGUUUUGCUGCAGAAGAAGGACAACGAGGGGUUCGGUUUCGUCCUGCGUGGAGCCAAGGCGCAGACCCCCAUCGAGGAGUUCACGCCCACCCCGGCCUUCCCCGCCCUGCAGUACCUGGAAUCCGUGGAUGAGGGGGGCGUGGCCUGGCGCGCCGGCCUCCGCAUGGGGGACUUCCUAAUCGAGGUCAACGGGCAGAACGUGGUGAAGGUUGGGCACCGGCAGGUUGUGAACAUGAUUCGCCAGGGGGGCAACAACCUGAUGGUGAAGGUCGUCAUGGUAACCAGGAACCCUGAGAUGGAAGAGGCCAUGAGAAAGAAAGCGGCUCCCCAGCAGACGAAACGACUGCCUCCCCCAGCCAUCUCCAUGCGCUCCAAAUCCAUGACCUCUGAGCUGGAGGAGAUGGUCUCCCCCUGGAAGAAGAGAAGUGAUUACGAGCCGGCGCUGGCCACGGAGAAGAAGAGGACGGUCUAUCAGAUGGCACUGAACAAGCUGGACGAGAUCCUGGCUGCAGCUCAGCAGACGAUCAGCGUGGGGGAGGGACCCAGCUCCGGCGGGCUCCCCUCCCUGGGGAAGGCCCGGGGGCCCAAGGGCUACUUCACCUCUGAGGCAAACUUCGAGCCGCAUCGGAUGGGGCAGCCCAGUUAUGAGCGCCCGUCGUACCUGCCCCCCGGUGCCCCCCAGGGCCUCAUGCUGCGCCAGAAAUCCAUCGGCUCGGCGGAGGACGAGAAGCCCUACCUGGCUCCCCCAGCCAUGAAAUUCAGCCGCAGCUUGUCCGUCCCCGGCUCGGAGGACAUCCCCCCGCCCCCCACCACCUCCCCUCCCGAGCCCCCUUACAGCGCCCCCCCCUCCGCCACCGGCCGCCUCACCCCCGCCGUGCGCUCCACCUUCAACCCGGCCGCUGAGGCCAAGCUCUACCCAGCCUCGCUGCGCCAGGAGCCGCCUGCCUUCGAGGGCCCGGCCCGGCGCGAGAAGCUGGCCAUGUACCGCCAGGAGCUGGAGCGUGGGGCCGAGGCCGGGCCUGCCCGGGGCUGGCGCGGGCACCAUCCACACCCGGAGCUGCGUUACUACAACCUGCCGGCCCGGGCGGCCAGCGCCGCCAUGUAUGUCCCGGCCAAGCCGCUGCGCCGGAAAGGCCCGCUGGUGAAGCAGACCAAGGUGGAGGAUGAGCAGAGGCAGCAAGGGGCUGCCCCCCAGACUCAGCCGCCCCCGACGCCGCCCACCCCGGCGCCGCCCGCCCCCGAGAAGAACUCCAUCGCCAUCCCCACCAUCGUCAUCAAAGCCCCCUCCACCAGCAGCAGCGGGCGCAGCAGCCAGGGCAGCAGCAUGGAGGCCGAGGGGCAGCCAGAGCCGGCCCCGGUGCCCACCUUGCCCCUCCACAACAGCAUGGACUUCACCAGCCAGUUUGGAGCGGCCCUGGUGGGGGCGGCACGGCGGGACCGGGAGUGGCACAGCGAGGCCCGCCGUCGCUCCGCCCUCUUCCUCUCCACCGAGGUGCCAGAGGACGAGGCGCCCGAGCCGGCUACAGCGCCCCGGCUCCGGCACUCGAAGAGCAUCGACGAGGGCAUGUUCUCGGCCGAGCCCUACCUGCAGCUGAAUUACGCCCAGCCCCUGCCGCCGGGCACCUAUUACCAGCCACGCCCCGCCAAGGGCUAUGGGGGAACCAGCACCACCAGCGCCUUCACCACCGUCUGCUCCAGCUUCCUGCCCCAGCUUCAGCCCCGGCCGGGCGGCGGGAACGCGCUGCCCCUCAUCCACCCCCUGACGGGCAAGAUCCUGGACCCGGGCUCGCCCCUGGGCCUGGCGCUGGUGGCCCGGGAGCGGGCGCUGCAGGAAUCACACUCCCAGCAGCUGCAGCAAGGCCGGGCGGAGGCGGAGGAGCGAAGGUCCCGCCCAUCCUCGCCCCGGUUCGGGGAGGUGGCGCCGGAGCCCUCUGGAGGAGGCGGCUCCAUCCUGCGCCUGUGGGGGGCGCCGGCGGGCGAGCCGCCCCCGGAGAGCCCCCGGCGCCAGGCCCCCUCCGAGCCCAAGGGUGGCCAAUGGGCGGGGGAGAAGCGGGGGGAGGAGGGGGCUGGGGGCGAGAAGCUGCAUGUGCGCUUCAUGGAGAACUGCCGGCCCCAGGAGGAGAGCGAGCCGGCGCCGGCCCAGGGGGCGGAGGAGAACGGGCUGCCCCUGCUGGUCCUCCCGCCGCCGGCUCCCUCCGUCGACGUGGACGACGAGUUCCUCUUCACCGAGCCGCUGCCCCCGCCGCUGGAGUUCUCCAAUAGCUUUGAGAAGCCCGACUCCCCCAAGGCGGGCCGGGAGCCCCCCGCCGUCCCCGCCCCGGAGCCGGUGCCCGCGCCACCGCCGCCCGCCACCACUGCCCUGGACUCCACCACCUCCAGCCUGACCUCCUACGACAGCGAGGUGGCCACGCUGACCCAGGGCGGGGCGCCCGAGCCCCGGGAGGCCCCCCACGUCAACUUCUCCUCGGUGGUGUCCUCCAUCCAGAUCCCGGCGCCCGAGCCCCCCGAGGCGGUGACCGACUCAGGCAUUGAGGAGAUCGACAGCCGGAGCAGCAGCGACCACCACCUGGAGACCAUCAGCUCCGUCUCCACCCUGUCCAGCAUGUCGGGGCUGUCCAGCGAGGGGGUGGAGCUGCUGGACAGUUACGUCACCUACCUGGACGGCCAAGCCUUCGGGGGCCCGGCAGAGAAGCCCAGCAAGCUGCGUUCCCGGCCCUUCCCCGCCCGCCGUGACCCCGCCACCCCCACCAGCUCCACCAUCUCGGUGGCGGCCUGCGCCGAGAGCGUUUUCGCCCUCACGCCCGCCCCGGCCCAGGAGCCGCCCGCCCCGCAGCGCCGCUCGCCCACCCUGCCCUGGGAGGAGGGCGGGGCGGCCAAGCCCUCGCCCGUCUCGGCCAUGAAAGCCAGCAUCAUCAGCGAGCUGAGCUCCAAACUGCAGCAGAUGAGCGGGGUGUCCGCCAAAGGUAGCGUCCGGAGGAGGCCGGAUGGAUGGAUGGAGGAAGCCAGCAGCACCGCCGGGGGUGCCCCGUGCAUGCCUCACGCCGCCGUGCCCGUCACUCAUGUUUGCUUUGGGCUCCCCGAGGACGUGUCGGGCCCCUCCAAGCCGCCCGGCAGCCUGUUCCACAACUGGCCCAAGGCGGGGCCGGGCGCCAAGCCCCCGAAGAGCGUGGAGUUCGACAUCCGCCCGGCGCUGCGCCGCGCCCCCAGCCCCGCCGCCCUGCCCAGCGAGCACAAGAUCAGCUUGGCCCCCCGGCCCUCCUCCCUGCCCAUCCUGCCCUCCGUCCCCCUCUACGGCGGCAUCUACGACCUGCGCGGCUCCCCCCCCUCCGGCCCCUGCCCCUUCCCCGACUUCCCCUCCGGCAGCCGCUCCCUCUCGCCCACCCACUUCCUGCCCCCGGCCACGGACAAGCCCUUCGGCGCCAAGCCCCUGCCCUUCUGGACCAAAUUCGACGUGGCCGACUGGCUGGAGUACCUGAAACUGGGCGAGCACCGCGAGCGCUUCCUGGACAACGAGAUCGACGGCUCCCACCUGCCCUCGCUCACCAAGGAGGAUUACAUCGACCUGGGCGUCACCCGGGUCGGGCACCGCAUGAACAUUGGCCGCGCCCUCAAGCUCUUCCUGGAGAGGUGAUGAGAGAAUCCCCCGCCCCAGGAGAGGGGAGCCCCUAGCCCCCCCGCCCCCCCAGGAGAGAGGGGAGCCCACCCCAGCCCCCCGAGGACACACAGGCCCGAAUGGAUGACGCCAGGAGCAAGGAGAAGCCGGGUGGCGAUGUCCCCCCCAACCCCAGAGAGUGAUGGGCCCCCAGCAAUGCCCCCCCCUUGGAAAGAAAGGGGCCUUGGAUCCCGGGGGGGCAUAGAGGGGGCUGGCAGGCAAGGGAGAGAGCGUUGUGUAAUGGCUUGGUUCCGUGCCGCCUUGCACCAUUGCUCAUGUGUGCGCAUUCGCUUGUGCACCGGCUUGCACCAUUGCUCAUGUGUGUGCGCUCCCCUGUGCCCCCACCAGCAUAAUCACAAGUGUGUGUGCUCUCUGUGCGCUGUCUGUUGCGAUGUGUACCCUCGGCUAGGUGUUAGCUUGUCCAUUAGCACACUGCGAAUCAGUGGAUGUUGUCGCUUGUGCAUGCACACUCGCCAUCUCACACUGUUGCUCACGUGUACAUUUGCCUAUGCACUGGCUUGCACCAUUGCACACAGGUGCAUGCUCACUUGUGCACCCCUUUGCAUCAUCACUAGUGCACCCAUGCUCUCUGUAUCAUCUGUCGCACAUGGACACUCAGCUAUGUGCUAGCUUGCACAUUUGCACACUGAAAUCAGUGUACACUGUCACUUGUGUGUGCACACUUGCUGCCAUAUCACACCAUUGCUCAUGUGGACACUUAGUUGCACGUGGGGUUGCACCAAUGCUUGUCUGCACAUUCAGCUUCAUGUCUGCUUGCACCAUUGUCCUCAUGCUCAUCUGCUCGUGCCAUCAGUCACGGACACAUUCAGCUACUCACCAGCUUGCACCAUUGCCCACACAAGCAUACUUAGCUGGGCCCCAACUUGCACCAUCACUCGCAUGUGCACAUUUGGAGCAUUGGCUUGUACCAUUGCCUGCACGAGGACAGUUGCCAUUGCUUGUAUGUGCACCAUCACUGUACCCUCCCCCACCACCUUGCACACUAGCCCCUGCUCUACCCUGCCACACAGACCGGGUCGUGCUUUCUCACGCACGUGUCAGGGGCUGCAUGUGCCUGUGCCUUGCUGGGCUGUCCGUGGGUUCGGGGUGAACCAUCUUCCCUAGUGCUCCAAGGGGGAGGGGUGAAUUGGAGAGCAACAGGAUUGAGGGUGGGGGCGACAGGCACAAGAUGGGGGGGCUCCU
Messenger RNA from Gopherus flavomarginatus (Mexican gopher tortoise), 6725 nucleotides. RefSeq names its product SH3 and multiple ankyrin repeat domains 1 (gene SHANK1). NCBI's taxonomy places the organism in Eukaryota, Metazoa, Chordata, Testudines, Testudinidae. Gene Ontology annotation, cellular component: dendritic spine; postsynaptic density; postsynaptic membrane. Gene Ontology annotation, molecular function: ionotropic glutamate receptor binding; synaptic receptor adaptor activity. The record is from RefSeq and is a predicted model, not a curated record.